CAAGUUCAUGUUGAGGUAUAUUCUGAAGACAAGAUACAGCGACUCAUAUGCUUUUCUGGAUAACGUAAUCCAUGGAUAAAGUGGGAAAGAUGUGGAACAAUUUCAAAUACAGGUGCCAGAAUCUCUUCAGUCAUGAGGGUGGAAGCCAAAAUGAAAAUGUAGUUGUGAACUCCAGUGGCUGCUCGUCUACUAAAGAGAAAGCUAUCCAGAUAACUGAUUUGGCUCAACAACAACCCAGCAGCCCUUUGAGAGAAAAUAUUGCUUUGCAAUUAGGUUUAAGUCCUUCAAAGAAUUCGACAAGGCGGAACCAAAACUGUGUCACAGAAGUUCCUCAGAUUGUUGAGAUAAGCAUUGAGAAGGAGAAUGACUCGUGUGUCGCCACUGGAGCUAGACUUGCUCGAAGGGACUCUUAUUCUCGGCAUGCUCCUUGGGGUGGGAAGAAGAAGCAUUCCUGCUCUACCAAAACCCAGAGCUCCUUGGAAACAGAAAAAAGAUUUGGUAGAACACGAAGUGGAUUGCAGAGGAGGGAGAGAAGGUAUGGGGUGAGCUCUGUCCAUGAUAUGGAUGCAGUAUCGAGCAGGACAGUAGGUAGCCGUUCUCUGCGACAGCGUCUGCAAGAUACUGUUGGGCUGUGCUUUCCCAUGAGAACUUACAGCAAACAGUCCAAACCUCUGUUUUCUAACAAAAGAAAGAUCCAUCUCUCAGAACUAAUGCUUGAGAAAUGCCCUUUUCCUGCAGGCUCAGAUCUAGCUCAGAAGUGGCAUCUGAUUAAACAACACACGGCGCCUGUGAGCCCUCAUUCAACUUUUUUUGACACGUUUGAUCCUUCCUUGGUUUCCACAGAAGAUGAAGAAGACAGGCUCAGAGAGAGACGUAGACUUAGUAUUGAAGAAGGGGUUGAUCCCCCUCCCAAUGCCCAAAUACAUACUUUUGAAGCUACAGCACAGGUUAAUCCAUUGUAUAAACUGGGACCAAAGUUAGCCCCUGGUAUGACCGAGCUGACUGGGGACAAAAACAUAACACCUCUAGGAAACUGUGAUUCUGAAGAGGACACAACAACUCUUUGCCUGCAGUCACGCAGGCAGAAGCAGCGGCAGAUGUCUGCAGAGAGCCACGGCCAUAUCAGCAGGCAGGGGGCUUGGAAGGUGCACACUCAGAUUGAUUACAUCCAUUGCCUUGUGCCAGACUUACUUCAGAUCACAGGUAACCCAUGUUACUGGGGUGUGAUGGACCGCUAUGAAGCAGAAGCACUUCUGGAGGGUAAACCCGAAGGCACUUUUUUGCUCAGGGAUUCUGCGCAAGAGGACUACCUCUUCUCUGUGAGCUUCCGUCGUUACAACCGAUCGCUCCACGCACGCAUUGAGCAGUGGAAUCACAACUUUAGUUUCGAUGCCCACGAUCCCUGUGUGUUUCACUCCUCCACUGUUACAGGGCUUCUGGAACACUACAAAGACCCGAGCUCUUGCAUGUUCUUUGAACCGUUACUUACUGUGUCUCUGAACAGGACUUUCCCCUUUAGUCUGCAGUAUAUCUGCCGGGCAGUAAUCUGCAGGUGCACUACGUAUGACGGAAUCGAUGACCUUCCUCUACCCUCAAUGUUGCAAGACUUUCUAAAGGAGUAUCACUAUAAACAAAAAGUCAGGGUGCGAUGGUUGGAGCGGGAACCUAUAAAAACCAAGUAAAUGGAGAUCAGAAUAAGCUUAUAGAAUAUGCUUUUUUUUGUGUGUUACAGUUUAACCGCAGUGAGCGCACCAACAACGUCUAGCUUUUCUGCAAUAUCCUAUUUAAGCUGAGUGUUAGUAUCCUGUCAGAUGCUGCCUGCUGUUAAUCAAACUAAGUUGUGAUGCCUCUUGGAAACAAUAAGCAGACACAAUUCUGCACGUUUUUCAUUAAGGUCUAAUGAAAAUAUUUUUGCUAAUUUCUAAGUAUUUUGUUUCCCUUUUUUAUAGCUGUAGUAAUUGGAUGAAGAAACUAUGAGGCAUUUUCCAUGGGGCAUUCAUGUAAUGCUAAUAAAGGCUUCAUUAGAGGAGCAUUUUUGCUAAUAUUUGAAGUAUUUUUUUAAAAUUAUCUUCUUGAAAACUUUCCACUACUCAAAGUACUAAUUUAGCUCACAAACAAGUUUCCAAAUACUAGUUAAUAGGAGUAUUUUCUUUUAGCGAAGAGCAGUUCGUUAGAAGCAGUCCAUUACGAGUUAAUGGCGUUUUGAUGUUAACAGAUGAAUCAUGCUUUUCUCAGUAUAUAAGGUUUCCUAAUCAUGAAGACUUGAAUAUGUCUGCUCAGUACUGUAAUUCUAUUUUAAACGCUUGGAGAUUUAAGUGGCAUUGUUAGCAAAAGUAAUACUAUCUUGGACAGCUAAAUACCUUCCAGUGUGAGUUACUGAUUCAGUGGCAGGACACAGGGUUAGAUCAUUGCCAUGAAACAAAAGGUUGCGUUUUUUUCUAAAACAGAAUUUGGUGGCCUGGCUGCUAGUAACUUGAAAUGGAAGGCAAUAGUGAAGAGAAAAAAUGUUUAAUUAUUUAAAGUUGUCUGAUAUUUUUGUGGAAAAAAUUACAGGUGGUUGAAUUAUUAUGAUCGGAAUACAAAAUCUGACAUAUCUGAAGUGUCAGGUUUCAAAGGUACUGUUACACUUUAUUUGUAAAUAUCUUUCCAUUUGCGCUUUUAAAAAUGUUUUAAAGUAAUAUGCACUGAUUAUAGUUUCAACAGAUUACUUGGAAAGAAGAUUCUAAGUUCUGUCUGUUUAUUUAAUCGGAGAUGGAACUGAAAAUAGUUCUGUCUUAAACAUUUUUGCACUAAAAUUUUGUUGGAAUGCCCUGACCCCUGUUUAAUGGUUUGUACCGAUUACGAGUGCUCCCUAGUUUCUUUACCAGCUGCUACAGUAUGUUACUACUUCCUUCUCUAUGGCAGUGACCUGUGCGAGGUAGGGAACAUUUUGGCUGCAAGUACAAUAAACGUUAUUCUUGUAUGCUACACUAACCCUUCUAUUGAUGUAUUUUUCUGCUUGCUGUGCCUUGUUCUGGCUUUUUGUGCUAAUAAAGUACAGUAUGUUCAGUGUUAUACUUGUAGAUCUGCUCUGUUUUUAUAUAUUCAAGUAACCUGUAGCAGUUAACUGAAUUUUUAAUAGGCUUUCCUUAGUACUCAGUGUAGGUAAUGCACAAAUA
Messenger RNA from Opisthocomus hoazin, 3158 nucleotides. The record is from RefSeq and is a predicted model, not a curated record. NCBI's taxonomy places the organism in Eukaryota, Metazoa, Chordata, Aves, Opisthocomiformes, Opisthocomidae.